CUGACAGUUGGGUGUGCGCUUCGGUAACAACGCACGCUCGUGCGGGGUCACCCUAUGUUCGUGCCGUGCGUCAGCAAGCGCACAGCACUCACGAACACACAAUCAGUUGAACUGUCAGGACUUUAAUUGUUUUCAUAUUUGUAGUUCGCGCGCGUCGUUGCACGCCGGUUAAUAUUGCUCUGGUCAAAAUAUUCGGAAGCGAAAUGGCUACGCUGGAAUAUGAAGCAGUGAUUACGUGUGAGGCCGUUGCGGAUCAGAUGUCGUGCGUGCGCUGGAUCAACGAUGGUCGCAGCACGCACGCGUCUUUUGUCACCGGUUCGUACGGCGAGGCGUCGAACGUACUCGCUUGGUGGCAGCUGUCGAUCCCGGGAAGCAUCGGCGAGGGCGACUACCAAGAGAGUCAUAAGAGACCGAAAUGGCUGACCGAAUCAUCCAUCCAGGGUGACAUUACUGCGCUGGAGGCAGGGCCUACCGGAACGCUCCUUGCCGCAACCUCCGAAGGCCUUUGCUGCGUAGUGAAGAUGGAGGAAGUGCUGGACGAACAUCGGCUGCAGCUCAGCCAGUGGUUCCAGGGUAGCCACACGUUCGACGGAGAGCAGAAUGCUAGCUGUACGGGGUUAUCGGUGUACGACAGUAUGGUAACAACCGUGGGCGAAGACGGUCGCCUUUACUUAUACCGGUCGAUACAUGAUACGGUACCGCUGCGCGAGUACCAAGAUGCCAAUGAGUCUAGCUAUCGCUGCGUGAAGCUGCUCGAUUCCAACAAUGUGCUCGUCGGCAGCAGCAAUCAUCUGCUACACUGCUUUGACCUGCGCAAUGGGUCGGACAUGCCCUCGUUCUCAUUGUACACGGGUGAGAAGGAGGAGGAAUUGGCAGGCUCAUCGUGCGCCGUCUGUAUUCGCCCGAUGCUGGGCAGGGACAAGUUUAUAUUCGCCGGGCUCGAGAGCGGCACAAUCAUGGGCUGGGACUUGCGGAAUCCGAACGGUGUGACGCAGAGUAUGGAAGGUCACAGUGGAGCCGUCACCGGGAUGUGUUUCCCUGUCUAUUCAGCCGGCACCAUGUUCAGCGCGUCGGACGAUGGCGACAUUGGACAGUGGCAUUUCGACAUGCAGCAAUGGGAGGGCAACAGAAUCGCCUUUCAACAGCUGGUGAAAUGCCAAACGCGCAUCAUGAAACAGCGCCACGCCAUCCGAUCGAUCGAUGCGAAUGCGACCCAGCUGAUAGCGGUUGGCGAUGGGCGGAUGAUAUUUUUCAUCGACAGCGUUUCGUACUAUUUAGCGCCAUGAGCGCCGAGAGAAGGCAGCGCCAAGGCGCCGUUGCCAUCUUGCCCCAUUUGGCAAAUCAAUUGGGGUAUUUAGUUUAUUGAUUGGGGAGGGCAUACAUAUAUAUUUAUCUAGGGAGCUAAUACAUGUGCAUGUUAUAUGCGCUACGAUCAUUGAACAUUAUUUUCACCCAUUCACUUU
Molecule: messenger RNA, 1463 nt
Organism: Anopheles darlingi
Lineage: Eukaryota; Metazoa; Arthropoda; Insecta; Diptera; Culicidae
Gene: Nup43
Product: nucleoporin Nup43
Exons: 3
Coding region: 204-1286 (360 amino acids)
Cellular component (GO): nuclear pore outer ring
Molecular function (GO): protein binding
Source: RefSeq, a predicted model, not a curated record